Messenger RNA from Orcinus orca (killer whale), 1600 nucleotides. It is a transcript of the gene MCEE, whose product is annotated as methylmalonyl-CoA epimerase. Gene Ontology annotation, biological process: L-methylmalonyl-CoA metabolic process. Bases 470 to 1006 code for a protein of 178 amino acids. The record is from RefSeq and is a predicted model, not a curated record. The transcript is spliced from 3 exons. Gene Ontology annotation, molecular function: methylmalonyl-CoA epimerase activity. Lineage: Eukaryota; Metazoa; Chordata; Mammalia; Artiodactyla; Delphinidae. Gene Ontology annotation, cellular component: mitochondrion.
GCGCUCGGGGCUGUCCGAGGGUGGGGUGUGCGGGACGGGACGCCAGGGCCAGAGGAGGCCGCUCCGUGGCCAGCGCUCCUGGGUCUGCUGCGCUCUGCCCUCGAGAUGCGUUCCUUGGCCGCUGUCAGCACCUUUAGAGAGAGCCAGCCUUCCAGGCACGACUGGGUUAGCGUGGGGUUUUCCUUGUGUGUUUGCGUGUCACAGUCACCACUUCUCUGAGUGACCGCGGAGGCGAGGGCACCCGGCUAAGGGGCAGCAAGGCUGGACCAGAAGUAAAUGCAGUAAAUGGCAGAGGGACUGUGAGGUUGUGUUUACCGCACCCCGUGAGAGACGGGGGAGAAACCAGAGGAAGGACAAGCCUUGUGAAAACGCAGGCUGAACUCUGGGCUCGGCCAGCAUCCUGCUGAGAACUCUGGAAGGGCUUUUUCCCAGACUUCAAACUCCAGUUCCAACAGUAAGAACUUUUUCCAUGUCCCUGUCGUCGCAUCGAGCGGCUGGUCCUGUAUGGAACCUCGGUCGACUCAAUCAUGUCGCAGUAGCAGUGCCAGACUUGGAAAAGGCCAAGGCAUUUUAUAAGAAUGUUCUCGGGGCCCAGGUGGGUGAGACGGUCCCUCUUCCUGAGCAUGGAGUAUCCGUUGUUUUUGUCAACCUGGGAAAUACCAAGAUGGAGCUGCUUCAUCCGCUGGGAAAUGACAGUCCAAUUGCAGGUUUUCUGCAGAAAAACAAGGCUGGAGGAAUGCAUCACAUCUGCAUUGAGUUAUUCCCUCCUCCACUUGGAAUAAGAGACUCUGAGAACCGGAUGGGACCACAGCCACCUGGAGAACAUUCAUAUUACACAAAUCGAGGGCUUAUCUUGUUAAUCACUGAUGCUGUACCUGCUCCUCAGCAGGAAGCUGUCCUAAGCCAUCCCUUGCCGAGGGGGUUCAGAUCCCUUCCAAAUGCUCUCCUUGACACCCACGGUGAGCUUUCAAGACAGGUCCAGACAGCCCUCCUGGCUCCACUGUGAUGGAGUUCCACAGUGGGCUCUGCCCCCUGCCUGCCCACCGGUUCCCAAACACACCCUCUCUGGCCGUGCCCAAAGCAGACCCCUCUGGAACUCUCAGGUUGGGUCCUGCAGUCCUGCCUAGAUGCCCCCUUCCCCUGGGGAAUUGUUAUGUCCCCAGCCCCUCUGUGCUCCUGCCCCUCCAGGCUUUGAUCUUGUUCAUCCGGGUCCCCACGAGUCUGCCUUCAUGUUGUGUCUUGGAGAACAGCAUUUGGAGUCUUGGCCCGUCCCUCCCAAGAAGUCUGACCUCCGUGUGAAGAACGACCCACCUCCAACACCCUCCCCACUUGACCCAAGUUACAUAAUAAGGAGUGUCGAGGAGUAGCCUCACACCUGUCACAAUCUGCCCACACUCUGUCCCCCACUCACAUUGGUGGUGAUGCCACGUCCCACUCCUUGUCAUCAGACUCGCUCAAGGUACUGUCCUAUGACGUCAACCCAGCUGUCUUCACUAUGUCAUCUACUUACCAUCCAUCCCUCACAUACGAGCUACAUCCCCACCUUACGGCCUGUACUACUUCCCCUCUAUCAUCUACACAACAGAGUCUCUAGAAUAAA